Scaptodrosophila lebanonensis is the source of this 1590-nucleotide messenger RNA. RefSeq names its product probable cytochrome P450 49a1 (gene Cyp49a1). Bases 77 to 1345 code for a protein of 422 amino acids. Lineage: Eukaryota; Metazoa; Arthropoda; Insecta; Diptera; Drosophilidae. Gene Ontology annotation, molecular function: monooxygenase activity; oxidoreductase activity, acting on paired donors, with incorporation or reduction of molecular oxygen; iron ion binding. The transcript has 10 exons. The record is from RefSeq and is a predicted model, not a curated record.
UGAAAUAUAUUAACAAGCCUCCUCCUGUUUCACAUACAAGUACGUCAAAGGCUCUCACGCACACAUACUUAUACACAUGUUUUCUACUUUUAGGCCCUCAAUGCCGUCACUGAGGCAUUACAAGGGCGAUCUGCGGCGCGACUUUUUUGGCGAUGUUGCAGGACUAAUUGGAGUGCACGGACCCAAGUGGGAGGACUUUCGCCAAGAAGUUCAACACAUUUUGCUGCAGCCACAAACCGCAAAAAAGUUUAUACCUCCGUUGAAUGACAUUGCCAGUGAAUUUAUGGGACGCAUAGAUGCGCUACGCGACGAAAAUGACGAACUGCCCGGCAACUUUUUGCACGAACUCUAUAAAUGGGCUCUGGAAUCUGUUGGUCGCGUCUCGUUGGACACACGCCUGGGCUGCCUGUCACCUGAGGGCAGCGAGGAGGCCCAGCAAAUUAUUGAGGCCAUCAACACGUUUUUCUGGGCUGUGCCAGAGCUCGAGCUUCGGAUGCCGCUGUGGCGCAUUUAUCCCACAAAGGCAUAUCGCAGUUUUGUGCGAGCCUUGGACCAGUUCACGGCCAUUUGCAUGAAAAACAUUAGCCUGACCAUGGACAAGGCAGAUGCGGCAUCGGAGCAACCUAAAAGCGAGGCAGACAUUUCGAUUGUGGAGCGCAUUGUGCGCAAAACAGGCAAUAGAAAACUGGCAGCUGUGUUGGCCUUGGAUUUGUUUCUGGUGGGCGUCGACACGACUUCAGUAGCCGCCUCAUCGACCAUCUAUCAGCUGGCUAAGAAUCCCGAGAAACAGAAACUACUGUUUGAGGAAUUGCAGCACAUCUUUCCCACACCUGACGCCCAAAUCAAUCAACAUGUACUGGAGCAAAUGCCCUAUUUGCGAGCAUGUGUUAAGGAAACGCUUCGAAUGCGCCCUGUUGUCAUUGCCAAUGGACGCAGCUUGCAAAAGGAUGCAGUUAUAAAUGGCUAUCAUGUGCCGAAGGGCACGCACGUCAUAUUUCCGCAUUUGGUUGUCUCCAAUGAUCCAACAUAUUUCCCAGAGCCCAAGCGAUUUUUGCCCGAGCGUUGGAUAAAAGAGAAUGCGACAGGAAACUCUACGUCGUCGUCAGUGGCCGCCUGUCCACAUGCUGGCCAAAAGAUUCAUCCGUUUGUCAGUUUGCCCUUCGGCUUUGGCCGUCGUAUGUGCGUGGGAAGGCGCUUUGCGGAAAUCGAAUUGCACACUCUACUUGCCAAGAUCUUUCGCAAAUACGAAGUGUCUUAUAGCUCUGAUGAAUUCGUGUACAGAGUGAACUCCACCUACAUACCGAAGUCACCGCUGAAUUUCAAAUUAACCCCCAGGGAUAAAUAAGGCUAUAAAGCUUGGAUUUUGUGCGACAGCGCGGAUGUGUGAUAUUUUAAGUUGCUCUUUUCCGCUUACUCCAUGGUCUACUUGCUAACUCGUUGCGCUUGCGGAAGUUUUUGUUGAAAGAAAUAGUAUGCGCACCGUUAAUUAUUGAGCAAACAGUGUACGGAUACAUUAAGUAGAAUAUGUAUAUAGGAAUAGUUCUUGCGGCUUUGGCUGCUUCUUGCUUGCGUGCUUUAUUGCAAUGUUUU